CAGCGGCGGGUGGUCGUCGUCGCGUGUGCAACUCGGUCAAAACAAAGCGGCGGCGCGCACGGGAGCGAGCAUAGUCGCGUGCUUCAUGAAUGAGUCCGCCGCCGUCGUCGUCGUCGUCGUCAUCAUCAUCAUCAUCGUUUACCGGAAUUACCACCGGAGCCUCCAUCCGCCGGAUGCCCGGCCGGGAGCUCACAUCGUCGGCUAGCCAGAGCAGAGGCGUCCCCCCGAUGAGAAGCGACCUUGCGUCGGCGCCACAGCAACCGGAACCGGGCGACAGGAAGACGGAACGAUGCUGGAUGGACUCAGGCGAAGGCACGCCUCCCGCUCCUCCCCCCGGCCCCUCUCCCUCAACUUCAGCACCUUCUCGGCCCCUCCCCCGAGCCCGGACUUGGACAGCAGCAAUGAGCAUCCAAUCAGGAGGACUCUGCACCGGCUCAAGCUGAUGAGCUCGCCCAGCCUCAGCGACCUGGGCAAGAGCGAGAAGGGUUCACCGGAGGACAGGGGGGAGAAACAGAAGCGGGCCGGCGCCAACGCCACCUGGAACAGUAUCCACAACGCCGUCAUCGCAGUCUUCCAGAAGAAAGGUUUGGCUGACAACGAACUUUACGCUCUCAACGAAGGCGUCAGGCACCUGCUGAAGACCGAGCUGGGGUCCUUCUUCACGGAGUACCUUCAGAACCAGCUGCUGACAAAAGGCAUGGUCAUCCUGAGGGACAAGAUAAGAUUCUACGAAGGCCAGAAGUUGCUGGACUCUCUGGCGGAGACGUGGGACUUCUUCUUCUGCGACGUGCUCUCCAUGCUGCAGGCCAUCUUCCACCCGGUGCAGGGGAAGGAGCCCUCGGUCCGUCAGCUGGCCCUGCUCCACUUCCGGAGCACCAUCGUCCUGAGCGUGAAGCUGGAGGACGCCUUGUCUCGACCCCGAGCCAGAGUGCCGCCGUCUGUCACGCAGAUGCUGCUCGUCCUGCAGGGAGUCCACGAGUCGCGUGGCGUGAACGAGGACUACCUGAGGCUGGAAUCUCUGGUCCAGAAAGUGGUCUCUCCCUACCUGGGCACACACGGACUUUACUCCGGAGACCAGAGCGAGGACCACUGCUGUGUUCUAGAGAGGCGCCUCCAGUGGGGCUGGUCCAAGUCUGCCGAGCAGCUCUCCAAGAACCCGGUGGUACGGUCCAAGAGCUACAACAUCCCUCUGCUGCUGACCCCGGUGGCGGAGUACGACCCCGACGGCGGCUCCGCCGGCAGCGGCGGGAUCCGGCGUCACUCGGCCUGUGAGAUGAUUUCCUGUCUGGAGGAGCAAACGUUGACCUACGCCGGGCUCUCCGGCUCCGCCUCCAACAGGCUCUGCGUGGGCUCGCAGUAUAAAGGCGCCGCCUCCUCCGACCUGCCGCUGUCCUCGCCGUCCAUCCUCGCGCUGCGCUCGUCCGGAGCGCUGCACGGCACCGAGGCCACGACCACCAUGACCGACCUGGGCAAGGCGGCGUCCUGCACGCCGCCCAGCGAGUCGUCCAGCCCAGACACCAUCAUCGGACAGGUGCUCGAGUCCACCGACUCCGACUCAGACGGGAUAUUUAUUGAUUUUCCUUCUCGUUCCUCGGAGGCUCUGGGCUACGCUCGCGAAGGCAGGCAGAGCACCGUGUAGCUAAACACACACACACACACACACACACACACACACACACACACACACACACACACACACACACACACACACACACACACACACACACACACACACUUGUAUUUCUUACCUUCUUGGGACCUCCGAAUAAUGCCUCCCUCUUUAGGACCAGCCUUUCUAGAUAUAUACAGAUUAGUAUUUACAACAUUAAUAAUAUAUACAUACUAUGCAAAUAUAAAAAAAGCUUGUUGUGAAAAAUGAGUUGGAAUUUCACAAGAAACAGGUCACAAUUUCACAAGAAAAACUUAGAAAUUUGGCAGUAUUAUAAUAAAAGUCCUAAUUUUACUCAACGCAAGUCAAGAUUUUACAAGCAAAACUGAACAAUUAUGAUAAAAGUUGGAAUUCUACUCAAUAACAGUCACAAUUUUACAAAAAAAAAGCUUAAUUAAAUUUUGGCAAUUUUAUGAAAAGAGUCGUAAUUUUACCCGACAAGUCACAAUUUUAUCAGAAAACUUUUAAAUUUUGGCAAUAUCAUAAUAAUACUAUUAAUAAAAUAAAACUAAAAGCAAAAUAAAAUAAACAUAUAUACGUAAUACUUACAUAAUAUGUACAGUAUAGGAUAUAUACUGAUAUAUGUAUAUUUUACAUGAACAACUAAAAAAUUGGCAAUAUUGUGAUGAAAGUAAAAAUUUAUAUGACAUAUGUCACCAUUUUGCAUUAAAAAGUAAUAAUUUUACAUUAAAAAGUAGUCAUUUUACGAGAAAAUAUUGCAGUAUUACAGAAACAGAAAGAAUAUGAGAAAUUGUUCCCAAUUUUAUAAGAAAAAAGUCGACACAUUGUGGGAAAAAGAUUGCUUUUAGUUAUUUUUUUUGUUUGUAAUUGUUUUUUAAUUUUCAUUAUUUACUUUAUGUUAUUACAGUAUGUCUCUAUAUACAUAUUUAUUUUUAUUAUUUUUAUUUUUAUUUUUAUUUUGGCCAAAGGGGGC
Messenger RNA from Nerophis lumbriciformis (worm pipefish), 2603 nucleotides. It is a transcript of the gene prr5a, whose product is annotated as proline rich 5a (renal). The record is from RefSeq and is a predicted model, not a curated record. Gene Ontology annotation, biological process: TORC2 signaling. NCBI's taxonomy places the organism in Eukaryota, Metazoa, Chordata, Actinopteri, Syngnathiformes, Syngnathidae. Gene Ontology annotation, cellular component: TORC2 complex.